Molecule: messenger RNA, 1030 nt
Organism: Cydia pomonella (codling moth)
Lineage: Eukaryota; Metazoa; Arthropoda; Insecta; Lepidoptera; Tortricidae
Product: cuticle protein 8-like
Exons: 4
Coding region: 427-939 (170 amino acids)
Cellular component (GO): extracellular matrix
Source: RefSeq, a predicted model, not a curated record
AGUUAUGAAGUAACAAACUAAAAAAAAAAAACACACCGAAUUGAUAACCUCCUCCUUUGGAAAUCUUGAAGUCGGUUAAAAAUACAACUCGAUUGAAAAAAACUCAAAUUAUUGUUACACUAAUUCAUUCGGUUGCCCCUCAUUGGGCUCGAAUUUUGCCAAACAAAAGAAUCAUCAAAUUACACUUUUUUGGGAGCUUUCUCAAUGUUACAUUACGCUUCAGCAGCUUAGCAUGUCCAAAAGCAAUUGAUAUCGAUACCAUGACACAUAUUGUAAUUCCAUAAUAGUUUUGAUUCGACCUUUGUCUAUUGUCGCGGUCCGCGGCCUGCAGCCCCACUAGUUCUGUUCAGUGUUAAUAAUAUAAAAACCAGCGGCCACUGGUAUUGACAUCAAUCAGCGACCAACGUUGAAGUUAACAAGAGCAAAAUGUUCAGCAAAAUCAUAGCUUUCGGCGCCAUGGUCGCAGCCGCUUAUGCGGGUUUGAUCCCAGAAUACGGACACGCGGUGUCUUCCCAGAGCAUCGUGCACCACGGCGACUACGCGGCCCAUGGCUACGCACCCCAUGGCGACUACACCUACGGCCACCUCGCCGCACCCGCCCACUACGCCGCGCCUCUGGCCCACGCCGCGCCCCUUGCUCACUACGCCGCCCCCGUCGCCUACGGUCAUGGAUACGAGGGACAUGAGGGACAUGAUGAAUAUGCUCACCCCAAAUACGACUACGCGUACUCCGUGUCGGACCCGCACACCGGCGACCACAAGUCGCAGCACGAGUCCCGCGACGGCGACGCCGUGCACGGCUUCUACGAGCUGGUGCAGCCCGAUGGCUCCGUGCGCAAGGUCGAGUACACCGCCGAUGACCACAAUGGGUUCAACGCGGUCGUACACAACUCCGCCCCGUCCAUCCACCCCGAGCCCUACCACGGCCACCAUUACUAAGAAGAUCUCUCCUGUUUUAGUGUUGUUGUGAUGUCUUAAACAAAAUGAUGAACUUGUAAAUAAUAAUUUAUUAAAUAUUUUGUAUAACGAA